Pogonomyrmex barbatus (red harvester ant) is the source of this 2989-nucleotide messenger RNA. RefSeq names its product lysine-specific histone demethylase Su(var)3-3 (gene Su(var)3-3). Gene Ontology annotation, molecular function: oxidoreductase activity; transcription factor binding; flavin adenine dinucleotide binding. Gene Ontology annotation, cellular component: nucleus. Gene Ontology annotation, biological process: chromatin remodeling; regulation of DNA-templated transcription. Lineage: Eukaryota; Metazoa; Arthropoda; Insecta; Hymenoptera; Formicidae. The record is from RefSeq and is a predicted model, not a curated record.
CAUUCCCAUCUAUGUAUCCAUGAGUUCGUCUCCUGGGUACAUAGAUGGCUUCCGAAUGGCGCUGUGUUCGCGCAUUAUUCGCAACAUGCCCAUCUUGAAUGUACUCGUGCCGGCUGUUUGAAGCAUCAAAACAAACUCGCGAGAGUUUUGCAUCGUCGAUCAAGCCGAAUUCGAUAAUCUGCCAACGUUUAAAUAUCCAGAACAAGAUGAGUCGCAGGAAAAGGGCAAAGGUGGAGUACAGGGAAAUGGAGGAAAAGUAUAAUCAAAUGGAAGACGAAAAUGCCUCGGAUACAUCAGAAAAAUCUAAAACUGGUCUUGUAACACCUGAAAAGAAAGCACCCAUAGAAGUAAAAAAAGAAUCUGAAUCUACAGUGCCUGCUCCUGUGCCUUCUGCUUCGAAAACAGAAGUCAAGGAAGAAGAUGAUCAAGAUAGCGAUCAUGAAGAUCCACAUGUAAAGGAAUUGUUGAAUGGAUUGGAAGGUGCUGCCUUUCAAAGUCGUCUUCCAUUUGAUAAAAUGACAUCCACUGAAGCUGCAUGUUUCUUGGACAUCUCUAGUGGACCACCACAAACACAAAAAGUGUUUUUACACAUUAGGAAUAGAUUGUUACAAAUUUGGCUGGAAAAUCCAAAACAGCAAUUAAUCAUCGAAAAUGCAUUACCACAAAUUGAAUCACCUUAUAAUAGCGAUACAGUGCUCGCUCGUAGGAUUCAUGCUUUUUUAGAGAGGCAUGGUUUUAUAAACUUUGGAGUGUUUAAACGUCUGAAGCCCUUACCAACCAAAAAAUUAGGUAAAGUUAUCGUAAUAGGAGCUGGAAUUGCUGGGUUGGCAGCAGCUCAGCAAAUGCAACAGUUUGGUUUAGAAGUAAUGGUGUUAGAAGCUCGGGAUCGUGUUGGUGGGCGAAUUGCGACAUUUCGCAAAUCAAGUUAUAUUGCGGAUUUGGGAGCUAUGGUGGUCACAGGUUUAGGUGGAAAUCCUGUGACGACUCUUAGUAAACAAAUUAAUAUGGAACUUCAUAAAAUACGACAAAAAUGUCCAUUAUAUGAAAGCGAUGGCCAAACGGUUCCUAAAGAUAAGGAUGAAAUGGUAGAAAGAGAAUUUAAUAGGCUACUGGAAGCUACUUCUUACCUUUCGCAUCAGUUGGACUUUAAUUAUGUAAAUAGUGCAGGAUCUGGAGGGCAAGGUAGUAAUACACGUCCAGUAUCCUUGGGACAAGCGUUAGAAUGGGUAAUACGUUUACAAGAGCAAGGUGUAAAGCAACGCCAAGUAGCACAUUUACGUUCUGUACUCUCAUUGCAAGGACGUUUAAUCACCAAUCAACAUAGGAUGAUCUCUAUUAUGGAUCGUUUGAUGGAAUUGAAUAAGCAAUACAAGGAAAUGACAGAGAGCAAAUUACAAACUCGAGAUAUAACGCAGGAAUUUGUACUCCGAUCUAAGCUACGUGAUCUUCAUAAUGCUUGCAAAGAAUGGGAUCAGUUAUCAGACCAGCAGAAAGAGAUUGAAGCAAAAUUACAAGAAUUAGAAGCAUCUCCUCCUAGCGACGUCUAUUUAUCAUCCAAGGAUCGGCAGAUAUUAGAUUGGCAUUUUGCAAACUUGGAGUUUGCCAACGCAACAUCAUUGUCAAACUUGAGUUUGAAGCACUGGGACCAAGAUGACGAUUUCGAGUUCACCGGAAGCCAUCUAACGGUUCGCAACGGUUAUUCUUGCGUACCUGUUGCUCUCUCGGAAGGACUUGAUAUUCGAUUGAACACAGCUGUCAGGGCGGUGCGAUACGGGCCAAAUGGCGUAGAAGUGUGGGCCACACCCUCCCGCAGUCCGCACACAAAUCACACCGUUUAUAAAGCGGACGCCGUGCUGGUUACACUACCCCUUGGCGUUCUCAAGACUUCCGCACCACCUUCCGGGGUCACCUUCAAUCCACCGCUUCCGGACUGGAAGGCGCAGGCCAUUCAACGACUCGGUUUUGGCAAUUUAAAUAAGGUAGUGCUAUGCUUCGAGCGCAUUUUCUGGGAUCCAACGGCCAAUUUGUUCGGCCACGUGGGAAGUACCACGGCGUCGCGCGGUGAGCUCUUCCUGUUCUGGAACUUAUACAAGGCUCCGGUCCUGUUGGCCCUUGUCGCCGGUGAAGCGGCUUGCGUAAUGGAAAAUGUCAGUGACGAUGUUAUCGUUGGUCGCUGCAUCGCCGUUUUGAAAGGAAUUUUUGGAAACCAAGUGGUACCGCAACCACGCGAAAGCGUCGUGACGAGAUGGCGGGCAGAUCCUUGGGCACGAGGAUCCUACAGUUUUGUCGCGGUGGGCAGUUCCGGCAGUGAUUACGAUCUCCUGGCGGCACCCGUAUCACCUCCACACCUAGUCAAUCAACCAGCCCCGCAGCCGAGAGUGUUUUUCGCAGGGGAGCACACUAUCCGGAAUUAUCCAGCCACCGUACAUGGUGCAUUCCUCAGCGGCCUUCGUGAGGGCGGGCGUAUAGCCGACCAACUCUGUGGAAGUCCUUACGCGCCACCAACAAUGACAGCUUCCGUUCCGCCAUCAACGGGGAUCACGCCAGCAAAUACCAGUAGCAGUUCGACGCCUUAGUAUUUUCGCAUCGACUAUUAUGUUCUUGUCUUUCUGUGAGCGAAGAACCUCCGAGGAAUGGCCAUUCACUCGAAAAAGCUCUUCCUCGAAGCUCUUCCGGAAAAAGAUACAAAGAGAGAACUCUGAGAUAAUUACAAGUCAUACGACAACGUAGCGACAGAAAUGUCGCUGGUUCGCUGUUAUUUUCGCAAUUUGCACGUGAUCGUUUUCGGCAAAUAGUUUAAUUCAGAACAUUUUUCUAGGAAUCGGAUCGAUUGAAGAAAUUAACUAAAAAAAUAUCACAUGAUUUUCAAACGCUCAAUCUUUCACAACACACUACGUUGUCAAAUAUAUAUAUACUCAUACUUGCAAAUAUACAGCUCAAAUGUUGGAUUUAUCAUUAUCUUUAUUCAUAUAUGUAUAUGGAAAGAAUA